Molecule: messenger RNA, 5393 nt
Organism: Cuscuta epithymum
Lineage: Eukaryota; Viridiplantae; Streptophyta; Magnoliopsida; Solanales; Convolvulaceae
Source: the annotation of a GenBank genome assembly
UUAGAACACAAGACUUUUUUUUUGAGGGAAUAUUACUCCGUAUAACACAAGAGUGACAAGACUGCGAACUGCGAAUCACCAAGGUCGAAGAGGGUCGAGGGACUACCGGAGCUGCGGUGGAGACAAGAAACCCUGCCGACCUGCGGCCACCAGUUGCGCCGCCUCCCUCCGUCCACGUUCCACGGCCCUGCGUCAGCGGUCUUCCAUCUCCGGCUCUCCGAGUAACCAGUCCGAGUCUCUCCUCUGCGGCUGCCGGCUGCCUCCAGCUCCAGAGUCUGGGCCCUGUGCACGACGCCAAAUUUCUCCCCCAUUAGUGUGCCUCUUAUAGUGUAUAUCUUUUGGAUGUUGCAACCGUUGGUGCCGUCAUGCAACCAGAAACUGUUUCUGUUCAGAUAACCUGGUCGUCUUCAUUUUAUGCCCUUUGCGGAUAGUUUGCUACCCAGAAACUUUUCUCUUUCACAAGUUGAAAAAUUCAUACCCAAGAAGUGGCGACAAUGUGUUAAAGUGUCAGACAUUAAAAAGAAUAUUGAAUCCCUUGUUUCUAGUUCUCAUGAACCAAUUUUAAGGACUAAAGUACCCUAUGAUGAAUCAAUGGUGGAUUGCUUACUAUCAACCUUGAAGAAUUUUGCAAGUGAAGGCCAUUUAUUGAAAGCUUUUAGAACUUUUGGUCUUAUUCAGUUGAAUGUACCCUCACAAUCUCCAUGCCACACAGUGCUACAGUCCUUAUCAUCUCUCUUCCAAUGUUGCACGGAACUCAAGUCAUUUAGUGAGGGCAAACAGCUACAUGCCUAUGCUAUUACUUCUGGUCUUGCACACCAUGCCAUGUUGGUUCCUAAAAUAAUCACCUUCUACACAACAUUUGGUUUACUUCUUGAUGCUCACAAAGUGACUGAAACAUCCAAUGUUUUGCAUCCUUUGCCAUGGAACCUUCUCAUUUAUUCCUAUGUAAAAGUUAGGCAGUAUGAUGCUGUUCUAUCUGCUUAUAAGCAAAUGGUAAGUAAGGGAAUCUGGCCUGAUAAUUUCACCUAUCCAUCCGUUCUCAAGGCUUGUGGAGAACAGGCGAAUCUUUCUUUUGGAAGGGAGGUUCACAAGUCUAUAGAUGCUAGUUCUUCGAAAAGAAACAUGUUUGUUGAUAACGCUUUACUGUCAAUGUAUGCUAAGUGCGGGGAACUGGAUAUUGCUUGUCAGAUCUUUGAACGAAUUCUAGUUAAGGACGCUGUUUCUUGGAACGCGAUGAUUUCUGGAUAUGCCUCUAAUGAUAUGUGGAGUAAAGCCUUUGAUCUUUUUGAAAGAAUGAUUUUUAAAGGUAUUGAGUUGAAUAAUAUCACUUGGAAUACCAUAGCUAGCGGGUGUACAAAAACGGGCAACUUUGAAGGUGCUUUUGAGUUGCUCUCCCGGAUGAGAAAUUGCGGGUUUGUGUUGGAUCCUGUGGCUGUUCUUAUAGGUCUAGGAGCAUGUUCUCAAACUGGUUUGAUAAGGAUUGGGAAAGAAAUUCACUGUUUGGCCAUUCGGAGUCAUUUUCAGGAUUUUGAUAAUGUAACAAAUGCAUUGAUUACCAUGUAUGCUAGAUGCAAAGAUCUAAAACAUGCAUAUACUAUAUUUCAGUUGAAAGAGAGUAAAAGUAUAGUUUCCUGGAACUCCAUCAUAUCUGGAUUUGCACAUUGCGGUAGAUAUGAGGAAGCCUCAUUCUUUUUUCGGGAAAUGUUGCUUUGCGGAUUUAAACCAAAUUAUGUGACAAUAGCAAGCAUACUUCCAUUAUGUGCUCGGGUUGCGAAUCUCCAACAUGGAAGAGAGUUUCACUGCUAUCUCUGUAAGCAUGAAGGGUUUGAGCAACAAUUGAUAUUAUGGAACUCUCUUCUGGAUAUGUAUGCAAGAUCAGGAAAAGUGUAUCUAGCCAAGAAACUCUUUGAUUCCAUGAGCAAGAAAGAUACAGUGACAUACACUUCAUUAAUAGCUGGAUAUGGUGUCCAAGGAAAUGGAAAAGAAGCGAUUAGACUUUUCAUGGACAUGAUUAGGUCCCACAUAAAACCAGACCAUGUCACCAUGGUUUCCAUAUUAUCAGCUUGUAGUCAUUCUGGUCUUUUAGACCAGGGAGAGAAACUUUUUGAACUGAUGCAAAGCGUUUACGGCGUAACUCCUCAACUGGAGCAUGUUUCCUGUAUGAUUGAUCUCUAUGGAAGGUCAGGUUUACUAAAAAAGGCUCAACAUAUUAUCAUGAAGAUGUCAUUUGAGCCAACAGAGGAAAUGUGGGCCACACUGAUUGGGGCAUGCCGAAUCCACGGGAACACCGAGAUUGGUGAGUGGGCAGCUGAGAAAUUGCUGGAAAUGAGGCCAGAUAAUUCUGGGUACUAUGUUUUGAUAGCAAACAUGUACGCUGCUGCUGGCAGUUGGAAUAAACUGGCUAAUGUAAGAACCUUAAUGAGGGACUCAGGUGUGAGGAAAGAUCCAGGAUGUGCUUGGAUUGAUAUGAAAGCUGGAUUUUCCUCCUUCAUGGUUGCAGACACCACAAACAGUCAAAGAUUGGAAAUUUAUUCUCUGUUGGGAGGGCUUACUAGGCAAAUAAAAGACGCUUCACACUCGUCUAAUGAAGAGUCGACAUCAGAUGAAGAAGAAGCUUAUGAAGCAUUGGCUGCGUAGAACUUUGACAGAAACAUUUUUCUUCUUUUGAAGAGUACACGUGUCUGUAGUGACAAGAGGUGAAACAUUAGACCUCCCGGGGGGGAUAUCAUAGUUUCAAUUCUUGAAAUCCUUUGGUGCAACAAUUGACCAAAGCAUUAGUUGGCAUUCAUUCAAAUAUGCUAAUGCAUUCUGAAAAAUUGCUGGAAAGAUUUUCUUGUAUCUUCAGUUUCUUUUUGGGAAGAAUCCGUUAUUUCUCGAGGAAGGUUUGAGGACUUUGAAUCCGAUGCUGUGGGAGAGACGAUGGAGGGUGAUAUAGUUCAUGCAAAGAUUAUGAAUUCUGUUUCUGCAGUUGCGAAGCAUAACUCCACAGUCCCCCCCCCUGAAGGGAAACAUUUAUCCAGAUGGGUAUACUACACUUAUGUGCUCAUAGGGAAUCUUCCUAAGCCAUACUUUCUUGAUAUGGAUACUGGAAGUGAUUUGACGUGGAUCCAGUGUGGUGCUCCCUGAACUAGCUGUGCCAAGGUGGUGCUUUUUUCUGGUGUUUCUACUUUCUAAUAAAUAUUGCCAAAUCACCUGUUAAUUGACCUGUCUAUUGUUUCACCAGGACUGCCGGUUUUAGAACCACAACCUGUUCAUACUUCAUAGUUUUAGAGAAUGUGGAACUGUGAACCGUCAGUUCCAGUUUGGAACAGGACACUUCUGGCUUGGAACUGUAAAAAAAGAAAAAAAAAAUGGAGUAGGCCAGAAGUAAUGAGGUACAAAUAAUCCUAGCCUUGUUUGUUGACAUACAUCACUAAUUUACGCUGGGUCCAUCUGGAAUGCGGGAAAUGGUGGGGAAAGAAAACAAAGGAAAAUAGAGGAGAAAUUCAAAGGAAAAAAUGUUGGCUCAAACUCCAUAAAUUUAUUUAGUAUUUGUCCGGAAUCAUUUUUAUCUAUUCAUAAAUACUAAUCCCUAGAUAUAUACAACAUACUCCUUAUAUUUUAUUCAACAAUAUUAGUCUUAUUGCAAAUUCCUUUGCAUCCUCUAAGUUGAAUCCAAAGUUUGGAUUUAACAAUAUUAGUCUACACAUGGUAAGUCAUGGAAAUGAAAAUGGUAGUGGCUUAAAUACAAGCCAUGAUAAACCAAUAAUGACAUGGAUUGAGAAUUCAAAAAAACACAUUUGGGGGGUUGGACUUCAAUACUGUGCCUACCCGCCCCAUGCUCUUCCAACUCUCUAUCAAAUAAGCAGUUGUCUGCUCCUUCCCCCGCCUAAACCCAUUCAUUGUGAUGCCAGUAAACUCCCUCUUCUCCUCAUUUGUCUCCCCAGGUAACUGUUAUUUUCCUUCAAAUAGUUUACCCAUUUCCUGUAAAUAUUGUAUUUGAAUGUGUCAUAGAUGUCCCCGAAGUUCUUGAAUAUUCUCAACCAGUACUUGUUUGAGAUAAAUGUUCAGUUGUUCUUACUAGCUAUUUUUGGAGUUAAUUGCCUCAACAUAGUUUAGCUCAACUUUCACAUUUAACACGUCCUAAUUCCAUCAUUUGAUAUGCUAUAUGAUCUUAUCUUAUAUAGUAAUUGCCCUAAAUAGGAUUAAGUGGAAACUUAAUUGCCAAAAUAGCACUAAAACCUAAAUCUUCCACAAAUAGGACUAAACAUUAAUUUUCUACCCUUUUUUGAAACAAUUAAUUUCUACCCUUAAUUACCCCUAGGGGUAUUAAUUCAUAAUAAAAUGUUUUAAUUCAUAAAAAAGUCGUAAAAAAUAAUAAAAUUCGUAAGAAAAUAAUAAAAAAUUAAUAAAAUGCUCCGUAUUUAUAAUAUAAUUUUUUUAUUUUUUUAAAAUAAAAAUAUUUAAAAAAUUAAUAAAACAUAGUGAAAACACAUAAAAAAUAUAAAAAUAAUAUGGAUGCCUUUCCCAUCGCCUCUACUGCCUCCCAGCACCACCACCUCCGAUCGGUAAGGAGGUAGUAUCUAGGACAACUUAAAAUUGAAAGGGAGUCAAUUAAAUUGCGGGACGGAGGAAGUACUAAUUUGAAAGGGAGUCCUGCAUGCUUUUUGGCUUGAGAAUAUAAUGGAAUAAAGCAAAAUGUUUCACUAGUCAACAAAUUUUUACACAGUCAGACCAUGCAAUUUUCAACGCGAUUUCACCGCUAGUCAUCCGGAAAUAGUCUGUGUGCUUCAGUACAGGCGUAAGGUUGUGUACAUCCGACCCCCCCCCCCCCCCCCCCGUGUAGGUAGGAGACUUUGAUGAUGAUGUUAACUACAAAGGCCACCUCAAUGACAAUUUGUUCACCAAUGUUCCAAAUAUAUCAAUACUAGGGUGGCAGGUGCAUGAGAAAGAUGUGAUUGGUAUUACUCACCAUCCCCAUAAAAAUCUUGUUGCCACCACAUACGGUGAAGACUGCACAAUGAAAUUAUGGAAGCCAUAGCCCAUACCUGUUCUUUGAAGAUUUCUGGAAUGGAUUUUAUGAUAGUUCCACCAUUUUCUUCUCAAAAAUUCAUAUUUAAUUUUGUACUAUCAAAUGUACUUGUGUUUGAGACUCCGAGCAUAUGCAAUCAUGGAUAUGACAGUGUAUCUGUAACAAAGAAGUGAGCCAUUUUGCUUUAUUUGUUCGAUUUAUAUUGUAGAUAUGAAGAAAUUGUGGAUAUUUGUUCGGAGACAGGUCGGAAACAGCUUCAAUGUAAUGGGUAGUGGAUAUGACUGUAUCUGUAAAUUUGUUCGAUUUAUAUUGUGUUACUAUUCAGACUCCCAACUCGUGCGAUUCAUGUACUUGCUGUUUGGCAGAUCAAACCUAAAAUUGU